Messenger RNA from Saccoglossus kowalevskii, 1482 nucleotides. RefSeq names its product FAD-dependent oxidoreductase domain-containing protein 2-like. The record is from RefSeq and is a predicted model, not a curated record. Gene Ontology annotation, biological process: ERAD pathway. Gene Ontology annotation, molecular function: monooxygenase activity; flavin adenine dinucleotide binding. NCBI's taxonomy places the organism in Eukaryota, Metazoa, Hemichordata, Enteropneusta, Harrimaniidae. Gene Ontology annotation, cellular component: endoplasmic reticulum lumen.
AUGGCUACCGAGAAGACACAUUACGAAUACAUCAUAGUUGGCGCUGGUCCAGCCGGCGUCCAGAUGGCCUACUGUAUGGAGAAAGCUAAGAUGGACUACCUAGUCGUGGAGCGGAAUGACGGACCUGGUUCUUUCUUCCGAAAAUUUCCCCGACACCGCAGUCUCAUCUCCAUCAAUAAAAAACACAACUUCUUCCCGGAGCCUGAAUUUAACAUGAGACACGAUUGGAACUCCUUACUCAAUGACGAUGAAAAGAACCCCCUUUUAUUUACGAACUACAGUGACAAGUUGUUCCCAGAUGCUGAUGAUUUAGUCAAAUACUUGGAAGAUUUCUGUAAGAAAUAUCCAAUGAAUAUACGCUAUAACAUCAACAUUGAAAAGGUUCACCGAGACGAGAUGAAAGACGGACAACGUUCCCAAUCAAGGUUUACUAUCACGGACGACGCCUCGGGCGAGACGUUCACUUCACGGGUGUUGCUGGUCGGAACUGGGUCAUGCUUACCGCACACCCCAGAGGUACCCGGUGUGGAGCUUAUAGACACUUACCAAGAUCAUACUUUAGACAUAGAAGAGUACACAAACAAGAAAGUGUGUGUUCUCGGCGGCGGAAACAGUGCAUUCGAGGUGGCCGACCAUCUCGCUGGAUCGGCUGCUAUCAUCCACAUAUUCAAUAAACACGAUAUCAAGUGUUCCUGGAAUACCCACUUCGUUGGUCAUCUCCGUGCUGUCAACAAUAACAUUAUUGACAUGUACCAUCUGAAAUCGCUCCACGCACUGCGUCAAUGUGAUGUCACUCGGGUGUGGAAAACAGAAGAUGGCAAGUUUAGCAUUGAAUACAAGAUGGAUUUACCGAACUGGAACCCACCGGGCACUGGUCAUUUCGUCACUAGUGGUUACGAUAAGAUUAUAUCCUGUACUGGAUGGAAGUUUCUUAAUAUUGACAUGUUCGACGAUUCGUGCAAACCGGAAACACACGCGGACGGAAAAUAUCCUGUGCUCGACGAGCAUUGGCAGACUACGGUCAACGACAUGUAUUUCAUUGGCACACCCAUGCAGUCACGUGAUCAAAAGUCCGCGUCUGGCUUCAUCCAUGGUUUCCGUUACAACGUACGAACUCUAUCUAGAUUAUUACGACACGCGUAUGGUAAUAUCGAGCUCCCUAAGAAAGUCUUCAGUCCUAUCGACCAAGAAGAAAUCUGCAAGUGGAUUGUUGAUCAUGUCAGUGUGGUAUCUUCACUUUAUCAAAUGAUACAGGGUUUUCUUUGUGACGUAAUGGUGAUCAAUCCGGAUAAAGUCGAAUAUAUAAAUGAGCUCCCACAAGCCUGGACUGGUAUUGGCAAAGGUGGUUACGUCGAAGAACUCUUCAGUGAUGAGAUGAUGUCUAAAGUGUACUAUCCAUGGACCAAGGAAGAAAUCAAAGCCAAGAUAGAAAUCGAACGUGCUUUAAUGAACAAGACAUACGAGUGUACCGGUCCAGUCUGA